AUGGCUGAAACAGCCCAACAGCUGGAGAAUUUGGCAACUGUUAUUGCCAUCGGUACACCAACAACGAUGGCGGAGACCGGUUUAUCGCAAAGUCUUCCAACCAGAUCUAAUGUGCCGGAAAACUCCAAUAAUGGCCGAAAACCAAGAGAGCAUAGGGAGAGUGAAACAUCCGUGCAAUCGUUACCUCCUCCAGCCAUACCUCACAAUUAUCAGCGUCCUCCGCUUAAUCGCGGACAGAGUCAGAUUCAAACGGCUCUCAACGGUUCAGCAAAUUUUGUUGGGUGGAACGAUACGGAUGGGGAUAUCCGACGAAAUUGGGGAUCAAAGCGCUUACGAUUCUUGGCGAAGAAGUAUAACCUCAACCAGCAUCGAGCACUUUCAGAAGCCCGAUCAAUCGAUCCAGGUUUAUACAAUGAUGUAGUGGACCAUCCUGGGUUCCCUCCUCACGACAUAAAUCAAUCCCAUGCUCAAUCAGAGAAUUUUUACUACCCUCCCCACCCCGGAGUAGGCACAACUAAUUCUGACGCCAAUACUCCUGGUUCUAUAGCAAGAAGCAUCAGCCAAGCUAGUGAAUCGUACACCCGCCCAAGAAAUGAACGUCGGGAGUCUGUGGCACGCGUAGCAUAUGGAUCGGCUGCUAAUGUCGCAAAACGAGGUCUGGCUAGUACGCCUCGUCUACACCGCGUAAGGUUGUCGUCACGGCAAUCUUUUGACAUGGAUUUCUCUGAUUUUGAGCGUGCUGGGUCACCUUCAUCAGUAGAAAGUGGUCAGACGCCGGAAACUCCAGCUUUUGGGGUUGCACGUGAUGUAUCUAACAGUGCCCGGUUAGCUGGAGAGGAUCUUACUCGCAGAACUGGGUCUCCGAUCGCCGAAGAGUCCUCUACUGACUUAUCAUUCUUCGAACAGGACUCGACCGUUGGUGUAAAGCAAAAAUCAGUGCCAAGAGUUAGUCCGUCUCAUAUAGAAGAUUUCGAAAUGCUUGAUAUUGGGCAGCCAUAUCCACAUAUAACUGGUUCUGAGAAAGAGUCUUCUAGUACUUCUGAUGGCGAUAAACUUCCACAGACCACGACUGUGAAGCCAAAAUUAUUAUCACAAGAACGUAUAGAUGAAGAUGAUCUCUUCUUUGCAUUUUCUACGGAUGACGACCAAUUGCGGAGUAGAUCAACAAAGGGUGAAGGAGAGGGUAGACCAGUGGCCACCGUAAUGUCGCUACCAAAGUUGCCGUCGUUAUUUAUGGACACAGGUUCCCGUAUAUAUCGAGGUGGAAUUUCAGCGAUGGAUAUUGGUGAUGGUCGUCUCCACAUUCCCAUUGGGAAAGUCGCUCUUGGACCGGUUCCCGAAGAAGAUCGUCCUGAGGUAAAUCAACCGGAUCGUCCGCUGCUAGAAGCAGUAAAACCAUUUACACGAACUAUACCCCGAUAUCCAUUGCUGAAGCAAGCAUCAGUUGUUGAAAUGACGAAAAAAGGUGUCGUUGAGGGAGUUCUGUUGAAUCUCGGUCAUCAGAGUGGGAAAUUAUUCAUACCACGAUAUCGACGAUACAGAGGUAUCGGUGCGCUAAGCACAUUUUAUGACGGGAGUCUUCAUACGGAGAAGAUUGAUGCUCUUAAUCCAGAGCUGAGAGACGUAAUUGAAAAGGGAUCGGAUGAGAGGCCGUUAUUCACAUGGUGGGUGACGUCAGUUCAAGUGCUGAUUUGUAUCGUAUCGUUGUUAUCCUACGGUCUUGGACCAGCAGGAUGGGAACGCGUGGAGAUGAAAGAGGAAGUUAUUGAUGUUUCUCUUGCAUUGCGCCAAGUCAGCUACUUUGAGCCUGUGAAUCUGUGGAUUGGACCGAGAUUUGCUGAUCUGAUACGGCUCGGAGCCAAAUAUUCGCCCUGCAUGCGGCGAGAGCCUGGUCUGUGGAAAUUGAUUAAUGAAGAGAGGGUCAAAGAGAAUGCUACGGGAUGCUGUGUGUUUAAUGAUCGAACAGGGUGCUAUCAGACAGGACAGUCAAGUUGUCCACGUACCUUAGCUACUUGGCAUAAAUGGUCAUAUCCCAAACAGCCUACCCUGAAAAAGUCGAUGUCCGAAUCAUCGUUGCAAAACUUGGAGAAGAAUUCCACUAGAUUGACUGUGUCUCGUAGGAGAGGAUCAUUGACAUCGGCGAUUAGCAGCCAUUCUUGGAGAACAGCAGGAGCGGUGUGCGGUCAAGACCCUGAUUUUUGCAUCCGUCCCUCAUCUGUUAGACCGUACGAGUGGCCUGAUGACCUGACACGAUGGCCGAUUUGCGAACAACAUCGUCAGGGUGGCUUUUUGCCUCCACAUAUGACAUGCCAGGUAACUGGCCGUCCUUGCUGUAUACAAAUGCAAGGACAAUGUCGCAUUGCCACACGCGAGUAUUGCACUUUUGUGAAGGGACAUUUCCAUGAAAAUGCCACUUUGUGUAGUCAGGUGAACUGCUUCUCUGAUAUAUGUGGCAUGCUACCAUUCUUGUGGCGUGAUCGGCCGGAUCAGUUCUAUCGCAUGUUCUUUUCUUUGUUUUUGCACGCUGGUAUUAUCCAUCUUGCCUUUACGGUAUGGGUCCAAAUGUGGCUCAUGCUUGAUCUGGAGAUGUUGAUUGGUUGGAAACGUAUGGCUAUGUUGUACAUAGGAUCUGGUGUCGGAGGGAAUUUUGCUAGCGCAAUUUUCGUCCCAUACAGCCCAGAAGUUGGUCCAUCAGGAAGCCAUCUUGGAAUAAUGGCAGCACUUGUCAUCGACCUAUACCAUCACAGAAGCAUCAUCGUUAGACCACGAAGGGAGUUAUUAAAGCAUAUGUGUACCGUUCUUGUUCUGUUUCUAACCGGCCUUCUACCAUGGGUCGACAAUUGGGCUCAUCUGUUUGGAUUUAUCUUCGGACUAUUGAUCACUAUAGUUACCUUCCCGUAUUUGGACUUUGAAUCGCACGAGAAACCAAGACAUGGGUGUCGUACUUCAUUAUCCAGAAGAAACCUUGCCAUAGUUAUGUCGCUGGUGAUGUGUGUGUUUCUGUACAUUCUGCUAGGUUAUGCCUAUUUCAACAGCAUAGAAGUCAACUGUCCAUGGUGUCGAUACUUUAAUUGCAUCAAUAUUGAAUUUAUCACUGGAUCUAAUCAUUUCUGUGACAAUACAGGACAGAAGCUUUCUCAGUGGUUGCCGAUUUGA
This is a messenger RNA of Necator americanus (New World hookworm), 3156 nucleotides long. RefSeq lists its product as uncharacterized. Gene Ontology annotation, cellular component: endoplasmic reticulum membrane. Gene Ontology annotation, molecular function: serine-type endopeptidase activity. Bases 1 to 3156 code for a protein of 1051 amino acids. The transcript has 28 exons. Gene Ontology annotation, biological process: regulation of protein secretion; regulation of epidermal growth factor receptor signaling pathway. The record is from RefSeq and is a predicted model, not a curated record. NCBI's taxonomy places the organism in Eukaryota, Metazoa, Nematoda, Chromadorea, Rhabditida, Ancylostomatidae.